This is a messenger RNA of Phyllotreta striolata, 1956 nucleotides long. NCBI's taxonomy places the organism in Eukaryota, Metazoa, Arthropoda, Insecta, Coleoptera, Chrysomelidae. The record is from the annotation of a GenBank genome assembly.
UGCACUUUUUAUAAUAAACCGAUCAAGAACACAAUCAAUCGGUCAUAAUUAGACUUUGAUAAGGAUACUUACUACAUAUUUACACUGAUAAAAUUGUAACCGAUUUUUAUUAGCUAGUUGUAUCUACCUUUUUACCUGAAAUCCUAAACAAUCACUAUCUAUUCAUCGACCAGAAGAAUUGAAUUUGUUGUCGCUCCUCCGAGAGAUUCUAAUCUUUUGCAAUUUUUUUUUAUAAAUUGGUCGAAAUGAAGAAUUCAGCAUCCAAUUUACAAGUCCAAUAUGUGGCAUUGGGCGGUACGAAAAUGAAGCGUCGCCGCCGCCAGAUCGGCCAGAUAUGCCUCCUAUUCACCGGCGUCGUUCUCAUAGGCGUCGGCGUUUUCAUCAUCGUGUUCUUCGAAUCGAUCUACGAGUUCGUCAUCAACCACGCGCUGCGGUUCUCGCCGACGUCGCAGGCCUACCUGGUGUGGAAGACGAACGAGCCGCCGCUGCUGAUGGACAUCUACCUGUUCAACUGGACGAAUCCGGAGCAGAUCAGCAACUUUUCGGCCAAGCCGGAAUUCGAGGAGAUCGGACCCUACAGGUUCAAGGAGGUGAAGGAGAAAAUCGGCAUCGCCUGGCAUCAGGACAACAGCACGAUCAGCUACACCUACAAGAAGCUGUAUUUCUUCGACGAGGAGAACAGUGCCAGGAAAUUGAACGAUGUUAUUUCCAUGAUUAAUAUUGUACCAUUGACGAUAGCCUAUAAACUGAGAUAUCACGAUUGGGUGACGAAGCGACUGGCGUCAACAACUCUAUCCAGCGUAUCCAGCCUCUAUGUGACUAAAAACGUAUCGGAAAUCCUCUUCGACGGGUACGAAGAACCGAUCUUGGGCACCCUAUCAAAGAUCCCGUUCCUCAACGUGCAAGACCGAUUCGGUCUGUUCUACGGUAAAAACAACACCGAAGGUCAGGAUGGUUUCUUCAGCAUGUAUUACGCCAACGACGAGAAUUUCGGCCGGAUGUUGAGCUGGAACUUCAAGAACCGCACGGACUUCUACGAGGGCCACUGCAACGAUAUACGAGGAUCCGCGGGGGAGUUGUACCCCAUCAAUCGACGAAGGGACAAAUUGGUCCUCUUCUCGGACCAAUUGUGCAAGUACGCCGAAUUGGAGUACGUCGAAGACGUGGUCAUCAAAGGCGUCAAAGGCUACAAGUACACGGCCGAUUAUAUAUUCGAUAAUGGGACCACCAGGCCGGAAAACGCCUGUUUCUGCACGGGCGAAUGUUUCCCUUCGGGGGUGUUCAACGUCUCGAAUUGCAGGGCCCAUUCGCCGACUUUCUUGUCCUUUCCGCACUUUUAUCAGGCCGAUCCGUAUUACAGGAAUGCGAUAAAGGGAAUGAAGCCCGAUAAAACUAAGCACGAAAUGUACAUCACCAUCGAACCGAAAUCCGGUGUUAUUAUGGAUAUACAAAUCGUCAUGCAAAUAAAUAUGUUACUGCAACCUAUACCAAAUAUAGGCUUUUACGAGAAAUCGCCGAAGGUCUUCCUGCCAUUGUUCUACUUCACCCAAAACAUCUACCUCAAGGACGACAUAGCUUCGAGCCUGAGGUUGAUCCAGAAUUUCCCGGAAUAUUGCAACUACACGUUCUAUGUUCUAAUAGGAUUGGGUUGCCUGACGCUGCUGUGGGUGGUGUGCUCGUGCUGUUGGUGUCGAAUGUCGAACAGAAGGACGUUCGAAAUCAACGAAAAGGGCGCCUCGACGAAGGCGCAGGCGCACGAACACGGGGAAAUACCGCUAGGAAAGUAGCUUUAAUUUUUUGUUUCAUUUCUUAAUCGUUAGGAUCGUCGUCGAGGAUUAAAUUUUUUUAUAUCAAGUUGGAGCAUUUUAAUUUAUUCAAUUCGGAGUGUAAAUUUAUUGUCAGGUCAUUUGAUUGCGAGUUUGUAAAUAUUGUUAUGCGAAUAAAGUUGAAUUUUCU